AUGCCCCUGCAGCCUGGAACCAUGCGGUUAACCUGUAUGUUCUCCUCCAUCCUCCUGUUUGGAGCCGCAGGCCUCCUCCUCUUCAUCAGCUUGCAGGACCCCACAGAGCUUGCCCCCCAGCAAGUACCAGGAAUGAAGUUCAACAUCAGGCUGCAGCAGCCCCACAACGACUUCCCACCAGGCAAUACCCAGGAUGGUGACUUUAAGGUGCCCACAGAGAGGGGCACCCGACACUGGCCUAGUCCUGCCCCCAGGGGCCUCAACUCCCAGGACAGCCUGGGGCUUCUGGUGCGUGACCAGCCAGGACCCCACUUGAAGAUGGAGGCUCGCCUGCGACUCCAGCAGAGGCGGCGGCGGCUGCUUAUCAAGAAAAUGCCAGUUGCAGCAGCCAUCCCAGCCAAUAGCUCGGCCAGCACCCUGGUCUGGCCAGGCCCACAGUCCUUGAACGGCCACUGGGUCAGCCUGCAGCUGAGCCAGCAGGAGCGCAAGAGGGUGAUGCAAGAGGCAUGUGCCAAGUAUCGGGCAAGCAGCAGCCGCAGGGCAGUCACCCCACGCCAUGUGUCCCGCAUCUUUGUGGAGGAUCGCCACCGCGUGCUCUACUGCGAGGUGCCCAAGGCCGGCUGCUCCAACUGGAAGCGGGUGCUCAUGGUGCUUGCAGGGCUGGCCUCAUCCACUGCCGACAUUCAGCACAACACUGUGCACUAUGGCAGUGCCCUUAAACGACUGGAUACCUUUGACCACCAGGGCAUCCUCCACCGUCUCAGCACCUACACCAAGAUGCUCUUUGUCCGGGAGCCCUUUGAGAGGCUAGUCUCUGCCUUCCGUGACAAGUUUGAGCACCCCAAUAGCUACUACCACCCUGUCUUUGGCAAGGCCAUCCUGGCCCGGUACCGGGCCAAUGCCUCACGGGAGGCACUUCGGACAGGCUCUGGUGUCAAGUUCCCUGAGUUCAUCCAGUACCUGCUGGAUGUGCACCGGCCUGUGGGCAUGGACAUCCACUGGGAUCACAUCAGCCGGCUCUGCAGUCCCUGCCUCAUUGACUAUGACUUUGUGGGCAAGUUUGAAAGCAUGGAGGAGGAUGCCAACUUCUUCCUAAGCCUGAUCCAUGCACCACAGAACCUGACCUUCCCCCAGUUCAAGGACCGGCACUCUCAAGAGGCACGGACCACGGCAAGGAUCACCCAUCAGUACUUUGCCCAGCUCUCGACCUUGCAGCGGCAGCGCACGUAUGACUUCUACUACAUGGACUACUUGAUGUUCAACUACUCCAAGCCCUUUGCAGACCUGUACUGA
Messenger RNA from Orycteropus afer afer, 1293 nucleotides. It is a transcript of the gene CHST8, whose product is annotated as carbohydrate sulfotransferase 8. Gene Ontology annotation, biological process: proteoglycan biosynthetic process; carbohydrate biosynthetic process. Gene Ontology annotation, cellular component: membrane. Gene Ontology annotation, molecular function: sulfotransferase activity. NCBI's taxonomy places the organism in Eukaryota, Metazoa, Chordata, Mammalia, Tubulidentata, Orycteropodidae. Bases 1 to 1293 code for a protein of 430 amino acids. The transcript has 3 exons. The record is from RefSeq and is a predicted model, not a curated record.